This is a messenger RNA of Ilyonectria robusta, 2388 nucleotides long. RefSeq names its product heterokaryon incompatibility protein-domain-containing protein. The coding region runs from base 128 to 2164 and encodes 678 amino acids. The transcript has a single exon. Lineage: Eukaryota; Fungi; Ascomycota; Sordariomycetes; Hypocreales; Nectriaceae. The record is from RefSeq and is a predicted model, not a curated record.
CAGUUCUCAAGGCAUUUUCGUUUCUCGAGGCAUAUUUCGUUCCUUAUAACUUCACGGGUUCCACUUGUUUGUCUCUACACAUCCCUCCCAUCUCUGUUCCCAAGUCCUGCACCACCCAGAAUCGGCAAUGGAUCAUUUACCUAAAUUGGGCGCGUACUCGUCAGAGCUCCAAAAAGCUCUGUAUCCGCGCCCUCUUCGAUUAGGGGAGACACGAUUACUCUCAUUCGUAUCUCUCCAAGAUUCUGUGCUGCAUUGCAAGCUACGACCGCUGGCUGCCACAACAGACGAUACCUCGCCAAUACCGUACCAUGCGCUUUCUUACGUUUGGGGAAAUCGGGAGUCUGAUUUGCAACGGAUGGUUCUCAAUGACCAGCACAUUCUCAUCACGCAAAAUCUCCAUGCAGCGCUCUGUGCGAUAUGGUCCUCGGCACCCCGUCCUCACAUCUGGGCAGACGCACUUUGUAUCAAUCAAUACGACAACGACGAGAAGAACGUCCAAGUUACUAGAAUGCACCACAUCUAUUCCAUGGCAUCAUGCGUCCGAGUCUGGCUGGGCGAAAUGACUCCGCCAGUCGAAGCAAUGCUACCAUAUCUCCCAGAAUACGACAGGUUGGGAGACACAUCUUACACAGACAACAGUGGCUACGGAGAUUGGUCAUGCAGCUGCCUAGGCCACACAGGGCCAACCUCUCGCCCGAAAGAAGUCUGUCUCCAUCGACGCCCAAAUUGCUUGAAACCUGGCGACCCGGCGCUCGACAUGUGGGCGGCUGUCCUUUACGGACUGAAUGAUCUCCUCAGUCGGCAAUGGUUUGCUAGAGCAUGGACAAUGCAAGAAGCGAUUCUAGCACGGAAAGCUAUCAUGCAUUUUGGCUCCCACUCCAUGCAGUGGGAUGAUUUCAGAAUUCGUUGCUCAAAGACUGAUGGCAGUGGCUUGCAAAUCAGAAACUAUCUCGUACGAGAAGUAUUCGCUGCCCAAGGCGCCAUUGAGAAGAGAGUGUACUCAAUGUCUCAAUUCCUAGUCCUGGGGUGGCCAAGAGAGUGCUUUGAUCCCAAGGAUAAGGUUUUCUCGUUGUUCGGACUCCUCCCAGAGAUGCCGUUCAAAGUUGACUAUUCGAGGUCUUUGAGGGACGUGUAUAUUGCUGCUACAAGAGCUUGCAUUGCCACCGAAAAGAAUCUACGUGUCCUUAGUGCCGCGGGACUGAGUGGAAAUGCCGGCGGAGAGAUGGGGGAGUGUGAUGAGAGUUCUGAUGCAGCUCAGCCUGAGCAAUGCAAAUGGUUUGGGAAUUGCUCCCAUAGCAAUGGCCACUGUCAGCCUGGUGGCUCGCAGAUUUCUUCCAUCCAACGAGAGUUUCCUUCAUGGGUUACUGAUUGGCGGGCAGAAGGAUGCAAGCAAGCCAUAAACCAGACAGAUUGGUACAUGACUGUCGCAAAUAUCGAUACAGAGCACAUCGGCAGGGCCAUCGCGCUUCAGCAAGUUGAUGACUCAAGUGGAUGUCUCCUUCUUACAGGCAUUACUCUCGGUCGGUUCAGUACACACAAGUCCUUCAAAAGAUAUCCAAUCAUUAGAGCGGAUGGCAGCGUGUCAACGUACGGGUGGCGUUCAUUUGCCGGUGCAUUUGUCGAAUUUCCGCCAUGUACAGCUAAAAUCAGGGAUGAGGGCGACCAUGCACUUUCCAACCUUUCCCCAUUUUCCCAUGCUGUUCAUCAGCACGAUGUCGGCAAGUGUGAUUGCACCGAAGAGAUUCGGCAAAAUCCCUUGAAUUCCAUAUACUCUGUUGGCGUUUGGGAGCACCACAAACUCUGCACAGACGGCGAUUGGCUCUGCAUCUUAGAUGGUGCAGCCGCUCCAUUCAUCCUUCGUCCGGAUCGCUCACCUCUCUCCACGAAACAAUGUUCACUCCCAAAGUCAGCAGCAUUCACUCUUGUCGGUGGCAUGAGAAUCAGUUUCGUUCAUUCCAGAGGUCAGUACGGGGAGCUUUUGAAUGCGAUGAAGGAACCGCUGGGCACCUAUUUGGGACAGGCUGGUGAAGCGAGAAUCAUCAGUGAGAAAAAGGCGAAGGAGACGUUGGAGAGGACGGGGAAGGAGGACAAGAGUUGGUACUCAGAUGCUAUUGAAGGGAGAAGACCAGUGAAGGGAGUUGGUGGAGUGUUUCAUUUACACUGAGAAUUCUAGAAGUGCAAACCUUCUGCGUUUUUGAGCUGGAAUGGAAAAACUGUGAGAGAACGAUAAUGUACUUUAUGAAUAGUCUCAUUUGAAAAUAUUGUGUAAAUAGUUUUACUUUGGAGCUUUAGUUAUGAAUCUCCUUUUCUCCUUAUGAACGUCAUUUGGCCUGAGCUGUACUCGAUCUUGUCAGAGUGCGUAGUCAAUCAACUAUUUCCAAAUUCCAA